AGUCGCCACUACAUUUGGCUGGGUACUUUCUGAACCCCUACUAUUAUUAUCCAAACAAGGUUGUGAUAGAGAGGGAUGGAUCAUUUAGAGCAGCCGUGGUCCAUUGCAUCACAAGGAUGAUUGAAGAUCAAAAAACUCAAGAUGAGCUUAUUGAUGAACUCGACAAAUACGAGGCGGAGGAAGAUUCAUUUGGAAUGGACAUUGCUGUACGACAGAGAAAAAGGAAAAACUUUUCUCCAGCAAAAUGGUGGCUGAAUUAUGGCACAUGUGCACCCCUGUUGAAGGACUUGGCAAUGAAGAUUUUGAGUUUGACAUGUAGCUCCUCAGCUUGUGAGAGAAAUUGGUCAGCAUUUGAACAAGUUCAUACAAAGAAACGCAGCAGGCUACUCCAUGAUAGGAUGAGUGAUCUUGUAUUUAUCAAGUUCAACUCUAGGAUGAAGCAUAAGAGAGAGAACAAGAGUAGAGACCCAAUAGAGAAGACAAUCGUUGAUGUUCUUGAGGACGAGGAUAACGAGUUCAUCACCGGCAUUGUUGGAAAUGAUAAUGUUGUUGAACAUGUUGGUGAUGAAGAUCAAACUCAACAAGAGAGAGCUUCAACAUCACAAGAACAAGGGAAAAAGAAGAAGAGGCCUACUGCGCCCCCUAGAAAGAAGAGGAAGAAGAGCUUGCAAUCUCUCCUUAAUAGUGUCGAUGAGGAAGCUAUACUUUCUGCCUCUUCCAAUUCUUCUUCGUCGGAAUCAGAAGAUGAGUCUCCCUCGGCCCUUGCUGACUCGGAUUAAUUGCAUGGUUGGGUGUACCACUUUUGUUGUUUCAAAGUGUGCUGGUGGUAUGUCGUUAUGUUGCUAUGUCAAGUUAGUUGGCUGAACUUAUAAACCGGACCAUCUCAUGUUGUUGAUGUACCACUUUUGUUAUUCAAAGUGUGCUGGUGGUAUGUUGCUAGUUGCUAUGCCAAACUUUGCUCUAUUAUGUAAUGAAUUGAACCAUCUCCUGAUAUAUGUCCUUAUUAUGUAUUGUACUAUAUGGGGCUGUUCUUUGCAUUAUGACUAUGAGUUUAGGACUUGCUGCUAUAGUUUAUGAACUGCACUAUGUUAUGUGGCUGUUUGCAUGAGUAUGGUAGGAACUACAUAAUACAGUAUCAUUUUUCUAUUAACUUGGCUGUAUGCUAGUUGAUAUAUGUCCAUUUUCAAGUAUAUAUAUGUCAAGUUGAUGACUGAUUCUAUGUUUAUUUUUUCAUUUUUUAUUGAUUUAUACUGAAACGCUAAA
Molecule: messenger RNA, 1263 nt
Organism: Aegilops tauschii subsp. strangulata
Lineage: Eukaryota; Viridiplantae; Streptophyta; Magnoliopsida; Poales; Poaceae
Source: RefSeq, a predicted model, not a curated record